Messenger RNA from Styela clava, 1898 nucleotides. RefSeq lists its product as uncharacterized. Gene Ontology annotation, molecular function: tumor necrosis factor receptor binding. Gene Ontology annotation, biological process: immune response. NCBI's taxonomy places the organism in Eukaryota, Metazoa, Chordata, Ascidiacea, Stolidobranchia, Styelidae. The record is from RefSeq and is a predicted model, not a curated record. Gene Ontology annotation, cellular component: membrane.
AAUUUAUAAAAAGCUUAGUUGGAACGACCAAAUGAGCCCCCAAGGAAAUACCCCGUUGAACAUUUCUGAGAAAGGAGAGCAGCUGGUCAAAGCACGCAAGGAUGUUAUUUUGUGUGGACGGAAAAGUACCGCUCGCCCACGUAUAUUUAUCAUCAUAUUGUGGUGUUCUUUGUUCUUACUUAUUUCAGGUGUGGCAUUCAAAGUUAUAGAGCUUUCGUGUGAGCUUCAAGAACAAAGAAGGCUUUUGAAAAUAAAUACGGAACUUGUACAAAAUCUGCUUGAAGUAAAUACCAAAUAUGGAAACUCCCCGGAAAAAAUGUAUGACCACCAAGCAGACUUAAAUGAUGAUGCCAUAAACGAGAAUGAAAAAUCAUCGAUUGACGACAUCUCAUAUGACGAUGUAAUUGAAGAAAAAGAAAAUUCAGUUGAAAUAAAGAGGGUAAAACGAGGAAUAAACAGAUGCAAAAGAGACAAAAAAUGUAACAAAAAGUUGACUGUGGGACCGUGUCACUUAGAAGGAAAACAAGGACCAGAAAUCUUCAGUGAAGAUGGCCCCAGGCAAAGACCUAGAUCAAAAAAUGAUUGCAUGCUUUGGAAGGAACCAGACUUGGAACCACACAGUAUAUGUUAUAUGGAAACUAGAUAUGACAGCGGAAACAAUGGAAUUCAGUACAUACGAAUAGCAACUGAAGGAUUAUAUCAUGUGUAUAGUCAAGUAACAUAUCAUACACACGGUGUAUUUCCGGCUGGACACACUGUAGAUGUAACAACAACAGUUAAUGGCGUAGAUACGAGAAAAACUUUACUUACCAGCUCGAAUUCUUGGAAAAUAUUACGUCCUGGCAGACCAGUGCUAUCUGAAGAAUCGAGUUAUACGGCAGGUGUUUUCUAUCUCAGACCAGAUGAACUUUUGUCUGUCCAUCCAACGAGGGGUGGAAUUGUAAUCGACAUGAACGACGACAAAUCGUUUUUUGGAGUUUUUUAUCUGGGACAAUUCAGACAGUAGAACUGUUAUGCUGUUUUGGUCGGUUGUCAAGACAAAAAAAAUUAACAGGACACUUUGUCACUAACAACAUAGUUGCUAAAUAUUAUAAAGCUUACUCAUCUUAUGGGGUCGUUAUUACAAUACACAUGAAAGCUAUUAAAUCAUCUGCCUGCGUUACUUCCUGAAAUAUUUCAACCAAGUCGAAAUCGCUAUAACUUAACAGAGAUCCUAAAAAAUACCCUUGUGAUUUAUAAUUCUUAGUAUAGAUACCGUUUUUUUUUAUAUUUCAGCUUGUUUUGUUUUUUGUUAAAAAUAAUUGCGUGAGCACAACAUUCGCCUUUGUAUAUAUUUUGUACUUAUUUCUUGCUUGUGAUUUAGAAUAAAUAUAAGGUACCAAAAUAAACUUUUUGUUGGUAGAUUAAGCGUACAAGUAUACGGAACAACUGAUGAUGAACUAGGGUUACUCUUACUGCUUUCUCAAUGGCUACUGGCAUACACCUACAAAUGGCAUCAGUACUCAACUAGCCUAUUUUCUAAUUUUGAGCUGAAUGGCUGAAUGAACCCUGGUCACUAAAUAACUACCGUAGUUCUCUGUUUCGAAGACGUGCUUUAUGAAAGCAGGCGUUUUAAAAUAUAUUCUUCCCAAAUAUAAAAAAAGGUUUCGCACAAUUCGAACAGAAAUAUAUUGAACUCAUUUGAAAUAAUUUCAUUCCAUUUGGUUCCAUCAUUGAUGGUCACUUUGUUAGUAAAUUUCUCCCAAGAAAGUAUUAACGAAAAACUCUAUUGAGGCUUGAUAUUAGGCAUUGUCUAAAAGAGCUGACUUCAAACUAUGUUUUGUAUGUUCAUCCACAAAAUGAGCGUAGUAUUGUUGUCGAUUUUUCACAAUCGGGCGAUAAGGUUUUUGAGUCACAGU